AUGUUAGUGUAUCGACAUACUAGCGUCGCAAAAUCGACAUCGCACAGUGCGUCCAGCCUUCUGCACAGCAGCGAAAGCGAACGCAGCCUCGUACCGUCACAGGUCGAAGGGCAGCCAUCGAGGAUGGCACGCCUCCUCCUCCUCCUACUACUCACGGCCGCCCAGGCCAGGCGCAAGGGCGUGAACGUAAAAAAGAAGGAGAAGGUCGAGCUCGACGACGCCCGGCUCCCUCCCUUAAAUGAGGUGCUCGACGAACUUGAGUUAGAUGCGGCCGAGUUGCUGGCGCGAGGCGUCGAGACGACGCGCCAACUGUGCGCCUGGGGCCGGAGUGAUAUUUCUAUACAUGGCAACGACUUAGGAUGGGAUAGGGACAAACAGAAAGUAAUAAAUGAGAAGAUCAAUGCCAUUCGUGCUGAAGCGGCGGUGCAGAAGACUACGGAGACCGUAGAUCCUUUGAAGGCAGCGAGGGACGAGAGAAACGCCCUGACCUACGGUAGAGUGUUCGCGGACCGCGCGACGGCGUCCUUUGAAUUUAAAAAGGCCUGGUUCGGCGCCGAUUUUCCUGAAGCCUUGUCGAUGCCUCUGGUGAGGGCGCUGCCUCUUGAUGGGUGUGAUGAGCUUCUGUGGCAGAACACGUCCAUCUACAAAGGCAGUGCGGUGCUCGCGGACCGAGGGGGCUGCUCCUUCGUCGAGAAGGCCUGGGCGGCGCACAACGCCGGGGCCAAGCUACUCCUGGUCAUCAACAGCCCGGAUCGGCCCUUCGACCGCCCUACUUCUGGUUAUGCCACAGAUGCCGAACCUACACCGUCGCCUGAUACUCUAGCGGUUGGCUUGGUGCACCAAGAUGCAGGACCUGGAUUAGCAAGAGCGGCCUCUAGCGCCUGGGUCGACCAAGGUCCCCAAGCGGUGGAACUCCUACAAAUACGCGCGCCGUGGCGCGUAUUCAUGGAGAAGUACGGGCUUAUUUCGAAGAAAGUUGUGGUGGACGCGCGCCAGGGCCCCUGGGAUUCGUAUGAUGCUACCACCAUAAGAGCCGUCCCUCUUAAAUGUGUCUCAGGGCGGCCCGACUGCGCACCUAUCCUAGAGUCGGAGAAGACCAUCCUGCCGGACACGGACUCGGGCACUUUGCAUAUUGCUGGGGAGAGUUUUGAGUUCGUGAGUGCGGCGUGGGGGGGCGUCCUGCCGGACCGGCCCGUAGCCGUAGUCACCGCAGAAUACCUCUGCUCACCUCCACCACACUGGUUUUGUAGGGUACUCUCGCUGUUCUGCCCAACAUCAAACUACAAGGACUUUUAUAAUAGGGCGCCCGGCGCGUUGGUCCUUGCGAGGCGCGGCGGUGGCUGCGACUUCGCGACGAAGGCGCGCCAUGCUUCUGCUGUAGGGGCUGCGGUGUUGGUCGUCGAGCAGGCCGAUGAGGAGCCAUUACUGCGCAUGGGCGCGCGGGACCCGCCGUUCCCGAACGUCGUGGGCGUCGCGGUGCGUUCGAAAGCGGGCGCCGCGCUCCGACGAAUUGAGAACACCACAUUCGUGAGGUUGCGGCCCGCGCCGGCGCCCGGCUUCGCGCACCGCUGGCUGGAACUCGCCGAGGCGGCGCCGUGGCCUUCUGACGCGGGCAACGCGGCGAAGGCAUUGGCUUCAUUGGAGGAGAAGAACGCGGGGUCGGCGGAGAGGCUGGCGUUUGCGCGGGCGGCGCACGCGAACCGUGUUGUUACGGAGGAGGACGUCGGGAAUAAGGGGGGCGAGCUUUAACAUUGGUGUAUCCCACGAGUCUCGCGUCAACGGCGUCGCGGGUGAGGAGGCGCGUCGACGGCGUCGCCGUCGCGCGUCCGUUUUCUUGGGGUCACGAACCGUCCGGAGACGGGUCCAUGGGUCUUUAAACCGCGAGAUCGGGCAGCCAAUCAGGUUAUGCUGCUCUCAGAGAGACACACUAGCCCUGCGGCAGCGCGGAGGCAAAAGCCACGGGGAGCAGGGCCUCGCCGCGCCAUUGACUUCGCCCAGCCAGUGGCAGUGCGCCGCCGAACCGCUGCGCCAGUGCGCGUCGUUGGAUCCGCCCACCAGCGACGUAUACUUUCAAACGCGCCCCAAAUCCAAAUUGGCUCAUUUUGGCAGCGCGCACCGCAAGUAAACG
Messenger RNA from Pelagomonas calceolata, 2128 nucleotides. Lineage: Eukaryota; Pelagophyceae; Pelagomonadales; Pelagomonadaceae. The record is from the annotation of a GenBank genome assembly.